Gambusia affinis (western mosquitofish) is the source of this 1192-nucleotide messenger RNA. Its product is annotated as 5-hydroxytryptamine receptor 3A-like. Gene Ontology annotation, cellular component: neuron projection; synapse; membrane. Gene Ontology annotation, molecular function: extracellular ligand-gated monoatomic ion channel activity; transmembrane signaling receptor activity; neurotransmitter receptor activity. The transcript has 5 exons. Lineage: Eukaryota; Metazoa; Chordata; Actinopteri; Cyprinodontiformes; Poeciliidae. Gene Ontology annotation, biological process: signal transduction; regulation of membrane potential; monoatomic ion transmembrane transport. The record is from RefSeq and is a predicted model, not a curated record. The coding region runs from base 28 to 1047 and encodes 339 amino acids.
UCAUGUUCUGAUUUUUGCUCUUUUAGCAUGGAGGAAAAUAAAGCGCCAUCAGUUCCAUAUCUUUACCUGUAUAAUGACGGUAGAAUUAAAAAUACGUUUCCUGUCAGAGUUGUGAGCUCCUGCAACCUGAAUAUCUACACUUUUCCCUUCGACAUACAGAACUGCUCUAUGACUUUCAACUCCUAUAUGUACUAUGCUCUAGAGAUCAGAGUUUUCCUCGGGAGAGACCCGAAAACAAUCACAGAGCUCUCUAAGAAUUUGAUGGCCACUAUGGGUGAAUGGGAACUGGUGGACAUCAGCGCACAGAAACUAGUGAAUGGUGAUGAGUCGGGUCUUUAUAGAGACAUGCUUGCAUUUUAUAUCCGAGUGCGGCGCCGUGCCACCAUGUACGUGGUGAAUCUGCUGCUGCCCAGCUGCUUCCUCAUCACAUUGGACCUCUUCAGCUUCCUGCUGCCUCCUGAGAGCACAGACAGGUCCUCCUUCAAGAUGACCCUCAUCCUGGGCUACACCGUCUUCCUGCUCAUCAUGAACGACCUGCUGCCAGUCACUGGAAACACCAUUCCUCUGAUAAACGUCUUCUUCUCUCUCUGCCUGGCUCUGAUGGUGGCCAGUCUGCUGGAGACCAUCCUCAUCACCAACCUGCUGAGCAACUCGUCUGACUUCUCUCCAGUCCCUCGAUGGAUUCGGAUUCUCGUUCUGAAUUUCCUUGGCUGUCUCGUUUGCAUGCCUCAAAAAACUGAGAAGCCAACAAAUCCAGAACAGAGGAAGAUGUCAGAGGUUGCAGAAAGGAAAUCCGAUGAAGGUCUUCCAGGAACAGAAGGACCAGCCGAGGAAGAGGAGGCCCUGACGGAGCUGAAGAGCCUGAGCCGCGUCCUGCAGGCCAUCCGCUGUGAGGUGGAGCAGCAGCAGAAAGGGAAGCAGAGCUCAGAGGAAUGGAUCCAGGUGGGUUUCAUCAUUGACCGCCUGCUGUUUGGCCUCUACAUCAUCUUCAUAUCAGUGAGCUUCAUCACCAUCAUCAUCGUCUGGAUUAACUCAUACAACCAGUAGACCGCUGCAUGUUGGAGACCAGCGUUUAAUCAGAAUGUGCUUGCAGAAUUUUGUAAUUUCUGUUAAAAUAACAAUAAACAUGGAUUCAUUUUGGCAACAAUCUGUAGGCAAUUUAUAUGUUAUGCAAUUAUUUAGAAAUGACGCC